This is a messenger RNA of Knipowitschia caucasica, 339 nucleotides long. The record is from the annotation of a GenBank genome assembly. NCBI's taxonomy places the organism in Eukaryota, Metazoa, Chordata, Actinopteri, Gobiiformes, Gobiidae.
AUGCAACACCAAAAUGAAGAUUUACCGCAGGAAAAGUCCUAUGCAGCGGCAGCCAGCAGCUCAGCGCCACCACCCCCGCCAACUGCUGCUGACAGGUCAGGGCGGUGUACAGGGACAGGGCCCCCCCCUGAAGAAAACAACACAGGUCAGAGAGGAGCACAGGGACAGGGCCCCCCCCUGAAGAAAACAACACAAGUCAGAGAGGAGCACAGGGACAGCCCCCCCCCCCGAGGACCCCCCCCACAGAAAGAGGAGCAGUACCUGAGAGAAGCCUCCGAUGAUGAUGCGAUGAGGAGGGAUCCCGUUACGAGCCUCGUGUUCAAUUAUGGCUUUGACUAA